This is a messenger RNA of Oryza sativa Japonica Group (Japanese rice), 1516 nucleotides long. Its product is annotated as peroxidase 40. Lineage: Eukaryota; Viridiplantae; Streptophyta; Magnoliopsida; Poales; Poaceae. The record is from RefSeq and is a predicted model, not a curated record. Gene Ontology annotation, molecular function: heme binding; peroxidase activity. Gene Ontology annotation, biological process: hydrogen peroxide catabolic process; response to oxidative stress.
CGUCUCUCUCAAUCAUACCAUCACAAACACCAACUGCAACUGGAGUAGAUAGCGCUACCUCUCUCCGGGCUGAAAGCUACUGGCCAUUAUCAUUGUUCUUCCAGCCAUGGAUCAGCUGCUGGCCCUGGCGGUGGCAGUCCCGCUGUUUGCUCUUGCCAGUGCACUUGCUGCUGCCUCUGCUACGCCGGUCAACAAGUCCUGCCUCAAUGGUAGCACCGGCGCCGCCGUCAGCAUAGGGUACGGUGGUGCCAGCGCUAGCGCUGGCGCCGGCGCCGGCGUGUCUCUUGGCACCGACGCGUACUGGUUGGCCUGCCCACUUGCCGAGGAGAUCGUCCGCGACGUCGUGGAGAGGGCUGUCGCCGCCGACCCCCGCAUGGCGGCGUCCCUCCUCCGUCUCCACUUCCACGACUGCUUUGUCAAUGGCUGUGAUGGCUCCGUGCUCUUGGACGACAAGCCGUUAUUCAUCGGCGAGAAGACGGCCGGGCCGAACGCAAACUCGCUCCGGGGAUUCGAGGUUAUCGACGCCAUCAAAGCCGAGCUCGAGAACGCGUGCCCGGAGACCGUCUCCUGCGCUGACGUCCUCGCCAUCGCCGCGCGCGACUCUGUCGUGGCAUCAGGCGGGCCGAGCUGGCAGGUGGAAGUCGGCCGGAAGGACAGCCGCACGGCGAGCCUGCAGGGCGCCAACACCAACCUCCCGGCGCCCACGUCCGGCGUCGCCACCCUCGUGCAGAAGUUCCGGAACGUUGGCCUCUCGGCCAAAGACAUGGUCGCUCUCUCCGGCGCGCACACCAUUGGUAAGGCGCGGUGCACGACGUUCAGCGCACGCCUCGCUGGCGUCGGCGCCUCGGCCGGCGGCGGUGCCACUCCAGGUGACCUUUCGUUCCUCGAGUCACUGCACCAGCUGUGCGCAGUGUCCGCCGGCUCGGCGCUGGCGCACCUGGACCUUGUCACGCCGGCCACUUUCGACAACCAGUACUACGUCAACCUGCUCUCCGGCGAGGGCUUGCUGCCGUCCGACCAGGCGCUGGCCUCGGCCGGAGCAGCUGCUGCCGGGGCGGAGGACGUGGCCGGCCUCAUCGCAGCCUACGCUUUCGAUGCGUUGCUCUUCUUCGACGACUUCGCAUCAUCUAUGCUACGGAUGGGGAGGCUGGCGCCGGGAGCGGGCACCGCCUCCGGCGAGGUCCGCCGCAACUGCCGGGUGGUGAACUAGCUAGCUAGGUUGCUGCAUGAAACAAGAAGGAAGCUGAUUAUGCUCCCAAAAUUAAUUAGGAGUAUCUGUGCAUCAGAUAAUUGCGCCAGCUAUAUAUGUAUGUGUCUGCUAGUUUCUCAAUCUAGUCAUGUAUCGUUAAUUAGCUAAAAAGAUGAUAGCUGGAUUAUCCAUUAUCUUAAAAAAAAUUAACUAAUGGUGUCUGAUAUUUGAUUUGUUUAGUUAAUCAGCUUAUCUGAUAUAUAUAUGACUAUCCUGCAUGUAAUCGAAUAACUAUACUAAUAAAAUCGGGCAAGUCAUUUUCAGUCA